CCAUAUAACAAACGUGUGUCUGAUACUCCUGUUAAAUAAUUAUUUGAAAUAAAGCCCAGUAGUGUCAAAAAUGGUAUUUAAUGCUAUAGAGAGUCCUGUAAAUAAAACAAAACAAAACGAUAGAUAUGUUGAAACCCAUUUGUUUUUUUUUUCCUCUCUCCUCAACACUGUUCUUGGGCUCACAAGCUAAAUAUGAGGAAAGAAAUAAUCAGACAGACCUAGGCAAAUGUACUUCUCCUCUCUUCAGUCUUUCAGCCAAGAUCAUACAACCUAUCUAAAGAAUGAAAAGCUGGAUUAUACUGCUGGCUAUUGCAGUCAGCACAGAAGCACAAAAGCAGGACAUCUGUACCCAAGCAUAUCCUGGCAUUCCUGGCAAUCCUGGACACAAUGGCAUACCUGGUCGCGAUGGACGUGAUGGCUCAAAGGGCGACAAGGGGGAUACAGGUGAAGCGGGACUUCCUGGCACUCCAGGGAAAGAUGGCGCAAAUGGAGAAAAAGGCCAAAAAGGAGCCAAUGGGACUGUUGAAGAGAAGGGGAACAAAGGAGAUAAAGGAGAAAGAGGACGACCUGGGAAACUAGGACCAAAAGGAAUUAUGGGGUCAGUGGGUUACAAAGGUCAGAAGGGAGAGCUGGGACUGCAAGGACAAAAGGGGUUAAAAGGAGACAUUGGGCCCAUAGGUCCAAAAGGGACAAAAGGCGAAAUUGGCCAUCCUGGAAUAAUUGGUUUGCCAGGGCCAGUUGGCCCCACUGGUAAUCCAGGUCCCAAAGGUAAUACUGGAGAUCUGGGGCCACCGGGUAGCCCAGGAAUUCAGGGGGAAAGAGGCUUGAAAGGAGACAGAGGAGACAAGGGGAACACAGGUGCCCCAGCAGUUCUGCCAAGGAGCGCUUUCAGUGUAGGCCUUACAGCUGCCACCAAGUUUCCUCCCCACAGUCACCCGAUCAAGUUUGACAAGGUGUUUUAUAACGGCCUAAGUGACUAUAACCCGGUUACUGGCAAAUUCACCUGCAAAUUCUCUGGUGUUUACUAUUUCACCUACCAUAUCACUGUCUACUCGAGGAAUGUCCGAGUAGCUCUAGUCAAAAAUGGGAUCAAGAUGUUGCACACCAUGGAUGGGUACCAGGGUGCUGAGGACCAGGCAUCGGGAGCCACCAUUCUUCAACUACGGGCAGGAGAUGAGGUGUGGCUGCAGGCUCACCGAGGAGAGACCUUCAACGGGCUGUUUGCAGACGCUGAUGAUGAUACCACCUUCACUGGCUUCCUCCUGUUCAGUACCUCUGGGACUCUGGAUCCUACAGCAUAAAUCCACACUCUGUUAAUCUAUGACUUGAGUGAAUUGUCUGAUUCCUGCUCAUCCAAUUCUCACUGUUCAAAGCAGGGGAGG
Numida meleagris (helmeted guineafowl) is the source of this 1382-nucleotide messenger RNA. RefSeq names its product complement C1q and tumor necrosis factor-related protein 9A-like. Bases 282 to 1301 code for a protein of 339 amino acids. Lineage: Eukaryota; Metazoa; Chordata; Aves; Galliformes; Numididae. The transcript is spliced from 3 exons. The record is from RefSeq and is a predicted model, not a curated record. Gene Ontology annotation, molecular function: protein binding.